Molecule: messenger RNA, 2827 nt
Organism: Temnothorax curvispinosus
Lineage: Eukaryota; Metazoa; Arthropoda; Insecta; Hymenoptera; Formicidae
Gene: Rab40
Product: ras-related protein Rab-40C
Exons: 4
Coding region: 500-1447 (315 amino acids)
Biological process (GO): intracellular signal transduction; protein localization to plasma membrane
Cellular component (GO): endosome; synaptic vesicle; plasma membrane
Molecular function (GO): GTPase activity; GTP binding
Source: RefSeq, a predicted model, not a curated record
GCGACUCGCGACGUCGCGACAGCGCGCAGUCUCGAUGCGCGGUGUCACGCGAGGGGGUCUCUAUCCGGCGCGGUGCGGGGAAGGAUUAGCGCGACGACAACAGCGGGGAAAGCGCGUCGAGGUCGAGGUAGAAACGAGAGAACGAGCCGCGCGACACACCGUUCCCUUUGUUAUGAUACGCGUCCGCGGUGUCGGGGUCCGUGUCCCGGUCGCGUAGAGACGGUGGCCGCGAACGCGAACGGACAGGCAGGCGAUCUCGAUCGACGCGGCCGAGAGGAUCCAUGAGAGAGUCGACGCGACGUGCCAGCGAUAGCGCACCGCGGUACGAUGCGAUAGCUUUCACCGGCGGGGUGCCCGACGAGGAGGUCGCCGUCGUGGUGGCGGACGAGGCGGUGUCCGCGCGCCGCGAACACGGGGGGAAGCGUGACAGCGGCAGGGCGUGCGUGCUCGCCCCGUCGGUCGCCCGCAGUAUGCUCAGGGUCUGCGACAGUAGGAUAUUAUGGCUGCGGGUGAGGCCAGCACGGCGAGGCCUCGUCAAGAGAAGCAGUACGACUACCUGCUCAAGUUCCUGCUGGUGGGCGACAGCGACGUCGGCAAGCAAGAGAUCUUGAGCGGCCUCGAGGACGGCGCCGCGGAGUCGCCGUUCUGCAGCGGCAGCGGCAGCGGUGAGGACUUUUCGGAAUGUUCAUCAAACAUCUCCUCGAUCACGUCUUACAAGACUACCACUAUCCUGCUAGAUGGGAAACGAGUGAAGCUACAAUUGUGGGACACGUCAGGCCAGGGUAGAUUCUGCACCAUCAUACGGUCUUACUCCAGGGGUGCGCAAGGUAUACUCCUGGUGUACGACAUCACCAAUAAGUGGUCCUUCGACGGCAUCGACAGGUGGCUGAAAGAAGUUGAGGAGCACGCUCCGGGCGUGCCGAAGGUCUUGGUCGGCAAUCGCCUGCACUUGGCUUUCAAGAGACAAGUGGGCGAACGAGAUGCCGAGGCUUACGCGGCCAAGAAUCGAAUGGCGUUCUUCGAGGUCUCGCCUCUCUGCGAUUUCAAUAUCCGCGAGAGCUUCUCGGAACUCUCUCGGAUGGCGCUACACAGGAACGGCAUGGAGAGAUUGUGGCGAUCCAAUAAAGUGCUCAGCCUGCAGGAACUGGCGUGCCGCGCGAUAGUGGCCCGAACGACGGUUUAUGGGAUCGACCAGCUGCCGCUGCCCAAGUCGAUCAAGUCGCAUCUCAAGUCGUACGCGAUGACGACCACGUCCCAACUGGCCCAAUUGCGUUAUGGCAACCGCUCGUUGAGCUCCAGCAAGAGCCUCGGGUCGCAUCACCGGAAGCUACGCUUCGUCGGGGUGGGCCACAACAACGGCGGACUGUCGACGCCCGGCAGCUCGCCCGGCAGCAUCGCCGACUCCCGCACAAGUUGCGUCGGUCGCAAUUCCUGCACGGUGUCUUGAGAGCGACGGCGAACAGAGAAGUUCAGGGUAGCGAUUUACUUACAGAAGCGUUGCGCAGCAAUCAGCGUUCUUCCUUCCCCUCCCCGUUCUGUCGAGGAUGCAAACGCGUUUACGGUGUUGUUUCCACGAUUCAUAGUGAUUACCGUUUAGACCGUUACGAGAUGGUAUAAAUAAUAUGAAAUUCCGAUUUGCCACUUGCCAACGUUGACGGAUAUACUUGUUUAUAUAUCACGAGAUACAUAUUCGCAUAUAUUUUCACGUUUGCACGUACAAUUCCACGAUUAAAGGGAGACGAGCUGUCGCGUACCCGUGCCAUCCGUUGUACGAGAUUUAAAAAGGAAAGCGGCGCAAUGUCGCGUAAGCCAGGGAAAGUGCUUGAACAUUACAGAGUGUUAUCAUCGAUUGUAAAGCUCGCGUGGAUUUUUCCAUCGCGAGAAGGGAACGCGUCAGGAUUUACGGAGGUUUAUAAGGUAUAUCGCCACAUGAUAUAUAUCGACCGACAUUACAUUACGCGACUCGAGUGUGCCCAUACUUUUAAAGCCCUUGUAAGCCGCUUCGUUUCUUUUGGCCGUUGUUGGAAAAGCAUCCCUCUUCCCACAAACGUAUCUCUCUGUGCGGAAUGUUCUUUCUUCGUGCGUAAGCUUACGAGAGCAGCGAGUAAUGAACUGAAAAGUACAAGUUCGCUAAGUCUACGGUGGUUGUGGUGUAGACUAAUGAUGAUAUAGCGUAAGUGUAGAAAGUUUAGAGCAGCUAACUCGAGAUAUAUAUUAGCGACAUAUAUGUAUGUAUAUAUAUACAUAUAUGCAUAUAUACAUAUAUAUAUUUUCAAUUGCUUGCGACGCGAAAGCCGUUUUAUCGGAAACUACCGGUUACCGAGCGCGAAAGAGCUAUAUAUUUUUUAAGGAGACGGUUUUAUAAAGAGCAAUAAAAUUGACUCUUUCUACGGCACGAGUUUUUACAUUUCAUUACGUUGAUCGAUCGAGAUCGCAUGAUGAUCUCCUCGAUGUUUUCUCUUUCUCUACCCCGUACGAAUCACGCAAGACGAUAUCGAUCUUUAUUCCCCUUCGUAUUUAACGAAAUCUGGAAAAUCUCCCCCGAAUAAACGCUAUUUAAGAGUAUCGUCUUAUUUCACGUUACCUAAAUGUAUGUUACUAAAUCCACAGUGUACAGUGUAAGAUUGCAGGAGAUGCGUUUGUGUGUAAUAUAGAUAGAAUAGAUAGAAACACACUCGAUCUCUAACGAUAUGUCUGUAACAAAUCACUCGAUGCCAGGAAAGCACAUGAGAUGUAUAUUUACAUUACGUUAGACUUAACUAAAUUAUAUUCUGUGUAUAUAAAGAAAGAACUAUAUUAUAUUAUAAUAUUGUUUUAUAUGAAUAUA